Beauveria bassiana ARSEF 2860 is the source of this 1227-nucleotide messenger RNA. RefSeq names its product fatty acid desaturase. Lineage: Eukaryota; Fungi; Ascomycota; Sordariomycetes; Hypocreales; Cordycipitaceae. Gene Ontology annotation, biological process: lipid metabolic process. Gene Ontology annotation, molecular function: oxidoreductase activity, acting on paired donors, with oxidation of a pair of donors resulting in the reduction of molecular oxygen to two molecules of water. The transcript is spliced from 4 exons. Gene Ontology annotation, cellular component: membrane. The record is from RefSeq and is a predicted model, not a curated record. Bases 1 to 1227 code for a protein of 408 amino acids.
AUGGGAGGCGACACUGUCCUGUCCAGGCAAGACAUUGAAACCAUGGUCGCCAAUGGCGAUGCCAUCGUCAUUUUUCAGGACUAUGUCCUGAGGCUCAACUCGUGGCUGCAAGCUCAUCCUGGCGGUGACUUGCCCAUCCGACACAUGAUUGGGAGAGAUGGGACGAGCGAAAUCACUCUGUAUCAUGCGGCCCAUACCCUCAAGACUAUGAAGGCCUUUCGGGUUGGCCGGAAGCCUACGAGUCCCUGGUAUAACAUGACACCGCCAAUCAGGGCUGCCUCAUCCAACGAGCCCGCCACGACAGCCACGCCUCAUGCAUUGAUAGAUGCAGCCCUGGCGGAGAGGCGUGUCUCGAGUCAGGGUCUUGUCGAUAGCAGCAUCGGUCUGGAAUCGAGGCUGAAACAAGGCACAUUGUUCAAUAAGCCCGUGGGCGGCGACGAUGGCAAUCGCGGUUGUCUCCAGACGGGCCGCCAGCCCCAGCCUACGUUUUGCUCGAGAAGGCCCUCGCCCAGGUGCGCUCUGCUCCCCUUGCCAGAGGUGACUGAUGAAAAGGCUCUCGAGGCGGCUCGCCUGCUGCCGCGAGGACGAAAGCAUAUGUCGCCCGAGAAGUAUACAGAAUGGGCCCUGCAGCAGCAACGGGAGACAGAUAUGAGCGAGUACCCGUGCCUGAACCACGGCAUUCAAGUGGCCAUUACAGAAAAGUACAUGAAACUGAAUGAACAAAUCGAAGCCCAUGGCUUGUAUAACUGUCCGUAUCUAGAGUAUGGCAAGGAGAUGGCGCGCUAUCUCACACUUUUUGCUGUUUCGAUGAUUAGUCUGAACAAGGGCUGGUACCUGACUUCGGCCUUCUUUCUUGGUUUAUUUUGGCAUCAACUCAUGUUUACUGCCCACGAUGCUGGCCAUCUAGCAAUCACUCAUAUAUUCGAAGUCGAUACCCUCAUUGGCAUGUUUAUUGCCGACUUUUGUUGCGGUCUGUCCAUUGGCUGGUGGAAGAGUAGCCACAACGUGCAUCACCUCAUCACCAAUCAACCGGAUUCCUUCCCAAUGGUAUAUGCUGUAUGGAUAAAAGUCUGCUGGUGGCUUGAGCCGACGCAGGAGAAGUCUCAUCCAGCCUUGUCUGUUAUGGCAUUAGAUGUAUUGUCCAAUUCCGGCCAUGUCAACGGAGCCAGAACGCCUGUUAAGUACGAAAAUCACCAUCACGGACCGCAGCAAUCGUAUAAACAUUGA